AUGCUGCCGCUGCUGCUGCAGCUGCUGUGGGCGGGGUCCCUGGCUCAGACUCCGAGAUACCAGCUGGACGUGCCGACGUCCGUGUCAGUGCAGGAGGGCCUGUGUGUCCGCGUGCCCUGCUCCUUCUUCUAUGCCACGGACGUCUUCAAUGCUUCUAGCCCUGUUCACGGCUUCUGGUUCCGGGAAGGGGCCGAUGUAAACUCGGAUGCCCCCGUGGCCACAAAUAAAUUAGAUCGUGAAGUUCAGGGGGAGACCCAGGGCCAAUUCCACCUCCUCGGGGACCCCAGGAACAACAACUGCUCCUUGGAGAUCAGAGACGCCAGGAAGAGCGACAGCGGUUCCUACAUUUUUCGUGUGGAAAGAGGAAAUAUCAAAUGGAGUUACACUUCUGAACAGUUCUUCUUGAAUGUGACAGCCCUCACCCACCAGCCCCACGUCCUCAGCCCGGGGGCCCUGGAGGCCGGCCGCCCUGGGAACCUGACCUGCUCCGUGCCCUGGGCCUGUGAGCGGGCCACGCCCCCCAUCUUCUCCUGGACAUCAGCUGCCCCCAGCUCCCUGGGCCCCAGGACCCCCUUCUCGUCGGUGCUCACCCUCACCCCACGGCCCCAGGACCACGGCACCAGGCUCACCUGCCAGGUGAAGUUCCCCAGAAGUGGAGCGAUGGUGGAAUGGACCAUCCUGCUCAAUGUCACCGGUGCUUCACAGAAUCCAAGCAAUAUCUGCGCAGGUGACAGCACAGGGGAAUCGGGGACGGGGGCAGGAGUGACCGAGGGGGCCAUCGCGGGAGCUGGUGUCACCAUGCUGCUUGUUCUCUGCUUCGGCCUCAUCUUCUUCGUAGUGAAGACCUACAGGAAGAAGGUAGCCAAGACUGCAGUGGACAUGGAGGACAUCUACUCUGCUGCAAAGCCAGCUUCCUUGGAUAGCCAGCAAGAAUCCAAGUCAGAGGAAUUUUCUGACCCCACAAGUUACACAGGGGCCACCCCCUCUUUGGAGUUGGAGCAGGAGUUGCAUUAUUCCUCCAUCAUCUUCCGUGGGGAGAAGCCUCGGGAGAGCCCUCAAUCGGAAUAUGCGGAGAUCAGGACCAAGUGA
Rangifer tarandus platyrhynchus (Svalbard reindeer) is the source of this 1089-nucleotide messenger RNA. The record is from the annotation of a GenBank genome assembly. NCBI's taxonomy places the organism in Eukaryota, Metazoa, Chordata, Mammalia, Artiodactyla, Cervidae.